Molecule: messenger RNA, 529 nt
Organism: Suillus fuscotomentosus
Lineage: Eukaryota; Fungi; Basidiomycota; Agaricomycetes; Boletales; Suillaceae
Exons: 4
Source: RefSeq, a predicted model, not a curated record
GCACCAGGUCUCCCUUCCUCCGGACAAUCACGUAUUAUGCUUCAAUUUCCUUUACUACAUAAGCGCUCAUCAUACAUGCGAAUGGGAAUAGACUAUUCUCCUGCAUGGAGAUUUGUAGGCCAAUGUAUGCGAUGGACUACAAGCAUGGAAAAGAUCGCCGAUGCGCUAUAUAUUGAUCCACAUACGGCAUGGCGACUUCAGCCAGCAAUGCGAGGUGCAAGAAGAGCUUCGCACACGAAAAGGAAUUGAUGCUAUACAUGUUAUCAUGACGAGCGACGAAAGGGACCCGGAAUGGUGGUCAGAUGUUGGGGCGUUGGGGCGGACGCGGGUAGAUUAUGCAGCGGAACGGACAGAGGAUAUCUAUGGGAAAUGGCAUCCGGUGUUCAUCGAUGCUAUCAUUGAGUCGAAUAGAGUUGGCUUUGUUGGCAUUCGUGGUUCCACGAUGUCCACACUAGCUAGUCGCAGAGUACAGUCAUGGCAUGAUGGAACGACUCGGCUCAUUAGAUGGGGGUGGCCGGGCGCGGACGAC